Molecule: messenger RNA, 607 nt
Organism: Bubalus bubalis (water buffalo)
Lineage: Eukaryota; Metazoa; Chordata; Mammalia; Artiodactyla; Bovidae
Product: phospholipase A2, membrane associated-like
Exons: 5
Coding region: 84-518 (144 amino acids)
Biological process (GO): negative regulation of T cell proliferation; phospholipid metabolic process; arachidonate secretion
Molecular function (GO): calcium ion binding; phospholipid binding
Source: RefSeq, a predicted model, not a curated record
CAAGAUCUCCAGCUUUCUCUCUACUCUGACCUCCCUGUGGGGUCCCAGGUGCGCCGUGUAACUUCCAGGUCCUAACCCUCAGCAUGAAGACCCUCCUGCUGCUGGCAGUGAUCAUGGCCAUCGGCCUGCUGCAGGUCCAUGGAGGUUUGGCAGAUUUCUGGAAAAUGGUUAAGUUCACGACAGGAAAGGAACCUGUGAUCAGUUAUGGCUUCUACGGUUGCCACUGUGGUGCGGGUCACAGAGGAGCCCCCAAGGAUGCGACAGAUUGGUGCUGCAGGGCACAUGACUGUUGCUAUGAAAACCUACGGAAACGUGGAUGCCGCACGAGCUUCCAGAGCUACAACUUUAUUUUCCAACGGGACCAAAUCGUUUGUGGCGAUCAGGACUACUGUAAGCGUCGGCUGUGUCAAUGUGAUAAAAGAGCUGCCGAUUGUUUAGAUAGAAACCUGAAGACCUACAAUAAAAAUCUCCAAUACUACAACAACCUUCUGUGCUUUGGGAGUACCCCCAAGUGCUGAAAAGCCUUCAUCCUGGAAGCCCUGCCAACCAAUGCCGAGUUUCCUUCUCUAGCACCCCACUUCCUACCCUAGCCACGUUCACCAGCAAA